Molecule: messenger RNA, 3454 nt
Organism: Jaculus jaculus (lesser Egyptian jerboa)
Lineage: Eukaryota; Metazoa; Chordata; Mammalia; Rodentia; Dipodidae
Gene: Arf6
Product: ADP ribosylation factor 6
Exons: 1
Coding region: 196-723 (175 amino acids)
Biological process (GO): intracellular protein transport; vesicle-mediated transport
Cellular component (GO): cytoplasm
Molecular function (GO): GTPase activity; GTP binding
Source: RefSeq, a predicted model, not a curated record
GUGUGUCCGGCCGGUGAUGCCCGAGUGAGCGCGCGUCCAGGCCCCUGCCCCCGGGAGGCAACUUGCACGCAGGCCGCACGGGCGUCCUCGCGGCCAGGAGGCUUCGUUUCGGUUUUGGCGGAGGCAGCGGCGGCGCGGUAGGUUGAGGGGGACCCGGGACACCUGAAUGCCCCCGGCCCCGGUUCCUCCGACACGAUGGGGAAGGUGCUAUCCAAAAUCUUCGGGAACAAGGAAAUGCGGAUCCUCAUGUUGGGCCUGGACGCAGCCGGCAAGACCACGAUCCUGUACAAGUUGAAGCUGGGCCAGUCGGUGACCACCAUCCCCACGGUGGGUUUCAACGUGGAGACGGUGACUUACAAAAACGUCAAGUUCAACGUGUGGGAUGUGGGCGGCCAGGACAAAAUCCGGCCGCUCUGGCGGCAUUACUACACCGGGACCCAGGGUCUGAUCUUCGUAGUGGACUGCGCCGACCGCGACCGCAUCGACGAGGCCCGCCAGGAGCUGCACCGCAUUAUCAAUGACCGGGAGAUGAGGGACGCCAUAAUCCUCAUCUUCGCCAACAAGCAGGACCUGCCUGAUGCCAUGAAACCCCACGAGAUCCAGGAGAAACUGGGCCUGACCCGGAUUCGGGACAGGAACUGGUAUGUGCAGCCCUCCUGUGCCACCUCAGGGGACGGACUCUAUGAGGGGCUCACAUGGUUAACCUCUAACUAUAAAUCUUAAUGAGCAUUCUCCACCCAUCUCCCGGAAGGAGAGAAAUCAAAAACCCAUUCAUAGGAUUAUCGCCACCAUCACCACCUCUUUCAAUUGCCACUUUCUCUUCUUUUGAAUUUGAACUCUGGAGUUACUGUUCUAUGGUUUAGUGGGGUUGGGGGGUUUUCUUUCUUUGUUUCUUUCUUCUUCUUUUUUUUUUUUUCUUUGUUGCUUUGCCUUAGGAUGUUCUGAUCUGACAUUUGACAUGAACACAGUGCUAGAUGCUCUUGGUGACUUCCAGCAAAUGGGGUGGGGGAAAUAUAGCAGCUCUUGGUAAAGUCCUUUAUAAUAAUGGUUUGAUUUUUUUAUUUCGAGCGAAUCUUUUUUCCCCCCAAUGUAUGCUUUUUUCCUUUUUGCCCAGUUUCCUUAUCACUUGCUGUAGAUGGCUUAUUUUGCAUUCAUGCAGACUAUGUUGCAAGUCUGUUUCAUCUAGUAAACUGAAAAUUAUUGCUUAAUCAAACUGCCGUUUGUCUUUUAUAUUUAAGGCCUUCCCCCCUCCCUUAUUAGCUCUAACUUAGUAAUUUCAAAUGUGACCUUUUAUAUCUAAGACCAGUAUGGUGAAAGCCACAGUGGCAAAUAAUGAGUAAUACCAGUGUAAUAUGUUCCAGUUGCACAUCAGUAUGUUAAACAGGUAAUGUAAGAAGUUCUUUGAAAUGUCAGCUAUUAAGUUCUGAAACAUACAUCGUGCAUGAGUAUGAAUAAAACCCAAGUUUCUCCUUAAUAUAGCUAAUUUAAGCCGCAUAGAACAUAAAAGUGUAACUUGCCAAGGACGCAGAAAUUUUUCACUGCAGAGUUAGUAACUUUGCUGUUUUCCCUCUUACCUUUAAAAAAUAGACAAUUUCCAGAAAAUGGAGCAAUAAUGGUGUGUUCUACACACAGCUGAAAUAUUUGUAGAAAUUUUAAGUGACUUUUGGGCAAACCUGGAAUAUAUACUCUCGUUUCAAAUGCCUAAGAUGAGUAGUUUUAAAAAUUACUAAAACAGUUUGGUUAUUACUUAAAACAUUUAACAAUUCAAGCUAUUAUGCACCUUUUACCUAGUUGGAAAAAUAAACAUUCCUGUUUUCACAUUACAGCAGCUGAUUAAGCUUAAGAUAUAUCAUGUUUUUAGAUGGGUGGUCCACAUCUCCAUUAAUUAGAACACUGGAAAAAUGUUUUUAUAUAUAAAACAAAGUAUUUAGUUUUGCUUGAUUGUAGGAUUAACUCAUGCAAAUAGUUACCCUGUUGGUUCAGUAGUACACUAUCUUUAAGGAAGGAAAUGUGAUGAAUGAGUGCUCUAUAGACUUGAGGGAAGACAAAGGGGAAGUAGGAUGAAGAGUGAACCUGCAGAUGACAAUGAAUGUAAACUUAUUUUUCAAGGGUAAGCAUUGCGAUCACUGGUGAUAGAUAUCCAGAUCUUAACGUGAUUAGCUGGUUAGGACCAGUAACUAGAUUGAGACCACUAUGAUAAUAUUUUGAACCAAAUGUUAAUGCUUGAUUCAGAAUUUUGAAGCAGCAUUUGGUUCUCACAUAGCCUUAAGGAUUAAUUUUAGUGAUCCUCAAGGAAUUAAACUUAGGGAAUUUCAGAAAUGUAGACUGCAAGGGCAGUAUACAGAAGAGGUGGAGUGGUUUUGUUUAUGAGGGUGUCUGAAAAUUAAAAUUGAGCCGGAUAUCAUGGUAUAUAAGUUGGACAGUAUUAGUCCUUCAAGUUUUGGCCAUAUGUAUAAUGGAGCUUUUACCAAAGAUGUAUGAGAAGCAUUAGGCUAUUCAAAAAUCAACUAUUCAAAGUAAAACUCAAAACAUUUUCCUUAAAGCAGAUGAGAAAAGGUGCUAUGUUGCAGGCUCCUAUUGAUGCAGAGGGAUUUUUGAAUUGAAAAUGCAACCUAAAGUGUAGUUUUCAGUUUCACUUUACUUAGAAGUAUCUAGAAAUUAGGCUGAUACACAAUUAAGAACAUUUUAGUUGCUUUUUAAAAUUCCCACAGUUCCACCAUAAAUGUAACUCUUGGCAUUUUAAAUGAUUACAUUUUAAGGUACAUAAACAUGGGUUAUACAAAUAUCAAAGCUAUAGUAACAUCCUGAAACAAAAUAAGCACAAAGGUAUAAAUGCCUAAACUGGAGGAAACUUGAAACCCUCAUGUUAAAUCUUAAAUGUAGUGUUUCUAACUUGUGACAGACAGAUUGGUAGGCAGCCAUUUUUUUUUGUGUGUGUGUCUUAAAAUAACUGGGGGGCAUAGUUAAAAUUUUAUACAUCAAAUGAUUGCUAUUACUGAAUGUUGCAGGUGGGAUGUUAUUUUUAGUUUUAUUUGAAAUGUCUGAAAAGGUGGGAGGGGAAAACACUUUUUUGAAAUUUGGACACCCUGAACCUUUUGGAAAGAAAUUGUAAUUUUCAUUUACACUUAAGGAUUAUAAGAGAUUUAUAAUUGAUGUAGUUAAAUUGAACCAUAACCAUUGGUGAUUAUGGAGCAGGUAAUUAUAGCCUGCAGAAAAGUUAUAAUUUAAAAAUAAAAAAUCCUGAAGAUUUUAAUUGCAUCAAUUUCUGUAUUUAUGUGAAUUUAUAAACUGCAGUAAGUUUUGAAAUGAGGUUAAUCUUGUCUAAUAUAAGUAAAUGAGUCUGUAGACUGUGAUCUCCCCAAGCUAAAAAGUACGAUACUUGGAAUUGUGUUCUUUAUGGUUGUAGUGUUGGUAAAGCACUAAUAUGCAGAAAAUAAAGACAUUACACAGUGCA